AUGUCCACGAACGUGAUCGGCUCCGACGUGAUCAGCAUCGCCUCGAAGAUCAAGUGGCUGGAGGAUAGGGUCGGCGCCAUAUUAAAAGACGGGUUGACGUUCAACGCGGUCGAGGAGCUGCUCAAUAUGGCGCGGGAGAGCAAGAGAUAUAACCACACUAUGGGCAAGAAUAGGAACGUGUACGCGCACGAGAGGGUGCCCACCGACUAG
Molecule: messenger RNA, 210 nt
Organism: Fonsecaea erecta
Lineage: Eukaryota; Fungi; Ascomycota; Eurotiomycetes; Chaetothyriales; Herpotrichiellaceae
Exons: 2
Coding region: 1-210 (69 amino acids)
Source: RefSeq, a predicted model, not a curated record